AUGUCGUUUCAUAAGUGCUGGAAAAAUGUUCGCGGGGUAGAUAUUUUCAGUAUUCUUCUUGUAUUAGCAUUUUCGACUGUGGUAUCAUCGUCACCAGCAAAACAACAUGAUCCAGAUUGUGAUUUGAAUAUUACUCAACUCAUUCAAAGUAAAGGCUACCCGUGUGAAGAACAUAAAGUUAUCACUGAUGAUGGCUACAUUUUGGGUGUGUUUCGUCUUCCGCAUGGUCGCAACAGUUCCUUCAUAGGUCCACCUGUUUUUUUACAGCACGGCCUUCUCGAUGCUGCUGUAACAUGGGUGAUGAACUUUCCGGAUCAAAGCCUUGCGUUUAUGCUUGCCGAUGCUGGCUACGAUGUUUGGUUGGGCAAUGUUCGUGGUAAUUACUACUCACGUGCACAUGUCAAAUACAAUCCGGAUCGCGAUAUAGAAUUCUGGGAUUUCAGUUGGGCCGAUAUGGCAAGAGAUGAUCUUCCGUCGAUGAUCAACUAUAUUCUAAGUAGAACUCAGCAGACCAAGAUUGGCUAUGUUGGUCACUCCCAAGGCACUCUAAUAGCUUUCGCACAGUUCGGAGAUAUCAACAGCAACCUUCAGCAAAACGUUAGUUUCUUUGCUGGUCUAGCUCCUGUAGCACAUUUAGGACAUAUAAAAUCUCCAUUGAAAUACUUAGCAGAGCUUUCGAAAGAUCCCGAGCGUAUGCUUCAUUUGUUAUUCGGCUAUAGAGAAUUUCUUCCCUCGUCAAAUAUCAUCAAAUGGUUAGCAACGCAUGCCUGUGGAAGUGUGAUAUUAGAUCCAUUAGUUUGCGAAAAUAUUCUAUUUAUUAUCUGUGGACCAGAUAAGAAAAAUAUGAACAACACUCGAAUGGAAGUGUACAUAUCUCAUGAGCCGGAUGGUACAUCAGUAAAGAAUAUCAUUCAUUUUGUACAAAUGUACGAUUCUAAUCUAUUUCAAGCGUACGAUUAUGGGUCACCCGACAAAAAUCGUCAGCAUUAUAAUCAAACAACUCCACCCGUAUAUACAAUUCGUCCAAUGAAAAUUCCCACAGCAAUAUUUUGGUCACCGGAUGACUGGUUAGCAGAUCCCGUAGAUAUGGGUUUUAUUUUUGAUAAUGUCCAAAACUUAGUCUAUGAAAAAUAUCUUCCCGGUUACAAUCAUUUAGACUUCGUCUGGGCAAUGACAGCAAACAAAAUGAUUUAUGUAGACUUGAUCGAGCAAAUGCAAAAAUAUCAUCCAGCAAGAUGA
This is a messenger RNA of Adineta ricciae, 1239 nucleotides long. The record is from the annotation of a GenBank genome assembly. Lineage: Eukaryota; Metazoa; Rotifera; Eurotatoria; Adinetida; Adinetidae.